Centropristis striata (black sea bass) is the source of this 4240-nucleotide messenger RNA. RefSeq lists its product as uncharacterized. Gene Ontology annotation, molecular function: tRNA binding; nucleotidyltransferase activity; double-stranded RNA binding. Bases 139 to 2820 code for a protein of 893 amino acids. Gene Ontology annotation, biological process: regulation of translational fidelity. The transcript has 11 exons. Gene Ontology annotation, cellular component: cytoplasm; membrane. The record is from RefSeq and is a predicted model, not a curated record. Lineage: Eukaryota; Metazoa; Chordata; Actinopteri; Perciformes; Serranidae.
GGGAAUUUUCUUGAACUCCUCCUACACACAAGGAGGCCUUAUUUAUAACAAACUUUCAUCCCUGCUUCAGCAUAACUCAACAGUCCACCUGUCUGAGCAUCUUUACCAGUGAAACUGCAGCUCAGUAACAAAGACAAUAUGGCAUCAUCAGAUGGGUUUCCAGCCAGUUUCUAUGGUGAACCAGGAGUGUUAGGCAUGUUGUCCAAUGGGAUCAGUGCAUUCCUUGUACUUCUACAAAACUUCAACACUGCACACACAGGCAAUGCACCAGCUGGAGUGGAGAAUAUACUUGCAGGUGUCCAUCUCAUCCUGAUUGGUGGUAUUUGCCAACUGGUGGCCGGACUGCUUUCCUUCAGAAAAUAUGAUCAUUUGAGCGGCACUGCUUUCAUUGGCUAUGCUGCUCUUUGGGGCAGUUAUGGUGCCACCAGAAUCUACUUUGGUGCCUUAGCUGAAAAUACUACAACAGCAUCCAUGCCAUAUGAGAUGAUGGACAAUAUGUCCCUGUCCACCACCAUGAUGACCAACAUGUCUCUGAACGGCAACACAGAGUUCCCAGGUUGCUAUUUCUGCCUGUCCAUAAAAGAGUCUGCGAUCGCUGGUCUGGUCCCUUACAUCCUUCUGUCCUUCCUCCUCGCCUUCUGCUCUGCAACCGUCAACUACAUCAUGCCGUUUGUUUUUGGGGCCAUCACAGCCACCUUAGUAUUUGAAGCAGUGGGUCUCGUAGCGAGCUCCUGGGCUCUUGUGAUCUCUGGGGUCCUGGAGAUGCUCAUUCUGAUUUUUGCCAUCUACGGUUCAGCUGCCCUGCUUGUCAAAGGUCUGACUCAGCGUCUAGUCCUCAAAGGCUUUGGCACCCCCCUCUUUAAUGUUCUCCUGCUGGGGACCACCAACUCAGCAAGUGCUCAGAGCAUUGGCCAAGAGAAGAAGAAAAACACAAAAUACGCAGAGCCAAUGGCCCUGGGCUUCUUCUGUGACACUGUUGCCCCCUUCAUCUUUGCUUUCUACAGCUUUGGGUACAUGAAGUCCUUCGGUGUUGGAGUUGCAUGGGUCUCAAUCAUCGCAGCUGCCCAGCUGUUCUCAAGCUACUACGCCCAUCUGCGCCAAGACUGCUACCACACCACUAAGUUUGGUCUUCAUGCGACAUAUUGGCUGAUCAAGGCUUGGGAUGAGUUUGUGGUUUCUGCUCUGGUUGUGGUUGACAGUAAAGUGGUCUCAGGGAGGGAACCAAUGGUGGGGAAUUGGUUCUUUGUGAUGGCAGGCCUGGUGCUUUGCGUAGGAAGCCUGAACACAGAUGUCCUGGAGCUGAUCCACAACAUGCUGUUUGUCCUGCUCACACUCUCAACAAUCCCCCAGAUUCCUCUCCAGGGAUACUACAUCUUUUUUGGUGUAGCUUGCUCCCUGUUCACCGCAGCCUCCCUGUACGGUACCUUCUCACGUCUUAUCAACACCAUCGCAGAGAAGUCUCUGAUCCCUGUGGGACCACAACCCAUAUCCUCUGACAAAAUGAAGAAGGCUUUAAAAUGCUGCAGGGCUGGGCAGGAAGACCAGGAGUCGCUGCCCCAAACUGACCAGGCUUCAGACGCCCUGUUCUACCUUUCUAAUGGGGUCGCAGCUCUCUCAGCUCUUCAUGCAAGUUCAUCCAGAUCAAAUCCUGCCUUUCUUCAUCUGACUGUCCCCUGGGUCCUCAUCUCUGGAGCCGUCAUCCAGGCCUAUGUCAGCCGGCUGCAAGUCACAGGAAGUGGCCGUUUUGGGUCAGUCAUUCCAUCCAUCUAUGUGGCAGUAUGGGCAACUUGGACCUGGUUUAGGUUUGCAGAUAACCUGCUUCAGUUUUCCACAGAGGCGGCUUACGGUUUUACAGCAGGAGCCAUUGCUCUCCUGGUCAUCAAUGCUUUCCUUAUGCUGAUUGCUGCCUACAGGAACCUGGUUCUGCUGUUUCUAACAGCGGUCAUGGAGGUUAUUCUGGUCUGUUUCCUGUUGUCCACUCUCCAGCGACUGCCAUAUGAACUAGAAAUGGCCAUGCUUGCACUACUUUCAACAAUUUGUAUAUAUGGAGCUCUGGCGUCAUUAGUGAACUGCAUCUUUUCACAAAGACUGCUCCCGAUGGGCCCUCCCUUAAUUAAGGAGGAAGUGAAGCAGGAGUCUGCUCCAGAGGUACCCUGCCCUGUGACUUCUUCUCGACUCACUAGUGGUCUCCUGAGGAUCGCAGGACUUCUAGAAGAAGGAGGUGUGUGUGGUAUUCCCACAGACACUGUGUACGCUCUGGCCGCCUCCUGCAAGAAUCCCCAAGCUAUAGAGAAAAUAUACAAUAUUAAAGACAGACCAGCAGAGAAGCCCAUCUGCAUUUGCAUCUCUAAUGUGGAGCAGCUGGUGGCAGCCAAGCCUCCCUUCAGCCCGCUGCUCUGGGAGUUCAUGAGGAAUGUGUAUCCAGGAGGGAUCAGCUGCAUCGUCAGCAAAGGAGACUGGCUGUUCAAACUCGGAGUAGGAGCAGCUUACGACCGUGUUGGCACCAAGGACAGCAUCAUGAUCCGCGUCCCUGACCACACGGUGACCUGUCACCUUUGUGACAUCACUGGACCCCUUGCUAUAACGUCAGCCAAUCCCAGCGGAGAGCCAGACAGCACCCACCACAGCAUGGUCAUCAAUCGGCUGGGACAUAAGAUCCAAGGGGUUCUGUGUGACGGGGACUCAAAUGAAGUUGUUGCUUCUACUGUAGUCAACUGCCUCAAGAUUGAUGAAGGUAUCAUCAACAUUGUGAGGGAAGGCUGUGUCCCUGCAGUAAAGGUCCGACAGAUCUUCGAAAGAGUGAAAAGCACUAUGGUUUAAAUGCAAUGGUGGAAUGCAACUAAUUACAAGUACUGUACUUAAGUUCAAUUCGGAGGUACUUGUACUUUACUUGAGUAUUUCCAUUUUAUGUAACUUUACACUUCUACUCCACUACAUUUUGAGGCAAAUAUUGUAGGUUUUACUCCACUACAUUUAGCUGACAGCUUUAGUUACUUUUCAGGUCAAGAUUUAACAUAAAGAAAUAUAUCAAUUUAAGAUUAUUACACAGGUUUAUAAAUUAAACCACAUAAUAGUGUAUUAAGUAGUUAAAUGAGCUUGACCUUGACGUCAUUAGUAAAUGUAUCAAUAUUGAUAAUCUAAUAAUAUAUUUGGAAUAUAUAAAACAAUCUGAGAGGGGUCAUUCUGCAUAGGGAAUACUUUUACCUUUGAUGCUUUAAGUACAUUUUGAUGUUGAUACUUUUGUGGUUUUACUUAAGUAAAAUAUGAAUGCAAGACUUUUACUCGAAGUGGAGUGUUUUCAUAGUGUGGUAUUAGUACUUUUACUUAAGUAAGGCAUCUGAAUACUUUUCCACCACUGUUUAAAUGCCUCGUACCUAAUUUCUCUCAGAGAGCCUCUUCAUGACUGGUUCCCUACAAAAACGGCUCCCUCAGCUUCCCCAUUCAACUGAACACUCUCAAGGCCACGUUAUGAACAACAUGUGGUAAUUAUUGUUGUGACCCUCAAACUGUCAGGGUAUAUCUUUGGAUCAUUCUUUGAUGUUUUUUCCCGCAUACGUUGCCAGGAAAGUAUCUGAAAUACUGACAACAUGUCCUUGGGAUCGUCCCUGUUUAAAUGCUCAUGAUAAAACAGAAACUGGGGCUUUGCCUAUGUGACAUAAAUCAGGACACACUUUUAAGAUGAAAGUGAUUUAUUAAGCCUUUCCACAGACUCAUUAGGCUUUGAAUGAACAACAUUAUAAACAGUCAUCAUGAAACCCUGUCGGACUGAAUCACUGUUGUAAGAGGUUUCAUUCUGAGGAACCGUGGGUGUGGAAGUCCUCUGAACACAACAUGUGAGAGACUGAGUGAAAGUGUGUGUUUGGUUGUGUAACUAUGGAUUUCUUGGUAAAUAUAACAACAACAUAACAAUUUGUAGCUCAGUGCCCUUGAUGGACACUUAACCUUCUCAGCAAAGAAUGUUUCACAUGAAGAAUUUCAGCUGAGGUACCAGAACUUAAUGAAAAUGUUUUUCAGCGGUGGCAAGAACAAAACUGUACAAAACGUUACAUGAUAUCACAAUAUCUUUAUCAACUGACUGCUGUUAAUGUUUAAUAAUUAUUAUAUAUAUUAUAUACUUUAUGGUAACAUGUAAAUAUUAGGUUAUUUAAGCUUACUGUGUAAACAAUGACUAAUGGUGUGAAAUGUUUGUGUCCCACAAUAAAAAAAAAAUUAAAAAAAUCAUAAUUUCACCAAUAUACAA